AUGAGUUCAAAGACUAAUGAGAAAGACCAGAUUCCAGAGUUUCUUUACGAUCAGUUUCCGUCAGAAAUCAACUCAUAUUCACUGAAUUCAACUGAUGAUUCACCGUACGCAUCUAUAACACCAGCUCAUCUUGAUCCUCACCAGGCCACUAUGGGAUAUAUUCACCAACACACAACGGAAAAGCAUAGUACUAAGGCAAGAGCACGACGGACUUCAGCAGGAAACAAACACGUUGAAAAAUGGAAUAGUGGCAGGAAAUUUGGUCAUGCAUCGAACCAUAAAGUUGAAGAGGAGUCAUCUAUUUCGACUGCAGAUACUCAAAAAUUGAAUGUUCAUACUCCAACUUCGAAAGCCAGCCGAGAUUCCACCAAUAAUACCUCUCCGAUAUAUACAGAAGUUAGCAGUAAGUUUACUUCUUUAAUGAACUCAACGGACACUUCAGGCAGCUCAAUGUUCGAGUCUGCCGACGAAACAAGUACAGAUAGGCAUUCUCAUGAAUUCAGUUCUGCUCAUGAAACAAUAGGGCCGGAAUUUAUUCCAUCGACUCUUGAUCCAGGAAUAGGUAAACUGCACAAUUCAGGUGAGUCUGAAGAUAUUAAUCGGAAAACGGUGAAUUCAAAGUCAUCGAUAGAUACAUCACCGAUGUCAAAAAGAAGUAACUACCGUGAUAGUGUCAGCAUCAAUAUACCCGAUCGGUGGUCUCUGUCUCUUCAUUCUAUGCCUACAGCCAGCUCGUCCUCUGAUUCCUAUAGUGAUGAGGAUGAGCCAAUUUCAGCAUCAAUACCGGCGGAUGAUAACCUUCAUUCAUCGAAAACGCUUACAAGGGGUGUCCAAACUUUAUCUCAACAUGAACGUGAGAAUUCUGUCACACUGGAUACACCUGAAAACUGUACUAUGGAGGUUGUUGUGAAAUGGUUGCGACUUCACAAAUUCAACGAGACUUGGGUGCAAACAUUCUCUCGGUACCAUUUAGAAAAGGACCGCUUUUAUAACUUGCAAUCAUAUGAGAACCUUCGAAUGUAUUUGCAAGGGCUUGACACUAGUGAUACAUUUUCCACACCAGCAAGAUUUCUUCAGCUUUUGAGGAAGGAGAUAGCACACCAAAUUAUAUACAGACCACCUCCAUCAAUCACAGUUGUUACAUCAACAGGUGAGGCUACUUCCCCAAUAUCAAUGGUAUCUUCAAUAGUCCAAUCGCCAACAUCUAUGCUUUCCAGCGACAGCAAGCUGUCUAAUUUCACUGCAUCAUCAACCGAGUCGUGCGGAUCCUCCACUAUUGGAGUUCAUAAUAAAACUGGUACUUCAAUUAAUGUGGCUCGCUCUGCCUCACAAUUAGGGAAAUCGAAACUGCCAAAGGUGGAGGAAUCUCGAAGAAAGUCGGACUCGUCUGCCAAUUCGUCUUUGAACAACAAGUACAAGCUAUCACCGAAGUCCUUAACAUCCACUGGGUCGAAAUUCUCAUCUCAUAUUACUCCAUCUGAUAACAACAUUUUGACAUCCUCGAAUACUCUUGCUUCUCCUCAUGGAAAUCUUGGAGAGCGGCUAGUUCCAGUUGCAUCUGCUCCAAUUCCUCAGCUUCGCAAGCUAAAAGAUGCAGAAAUUUCAUAUUCUACGAGAGUAAAUCGUCAGUCGAUUCCAAAGUUGACAACUGGCUCUCAAAAUGAAGUAAAGUCCGAAAGACCCAUGACUGCUUCUGGUUCACUUUCUCAUUCACCAUCUCUUGUCAGAAGGUUUACCAGAAGGCAUAAACGGUCCAGUUCUGCUACCACAUCCAUGUUUAGCGGCACGGAAAUGUCAGCUAGUGUGAAUACUGAUUCGGUGAAUGUCAGAUCUGAUUCUGCAGAGAAUAGAAGUCCGACUUCUGCUCAGGGCCCUCUUCAUUCUAGAAGCAAGUCUAAAGGUUCAAUAUCCGAUGCUAGUACUCCAAAGGGACUUUUCAACAAGUUUUUUGGCAAAAGCAAGCCUAGUAGCACAGUUGCAAUUUCUGAAGAAUCACCAGUUAGUCCAGUAUCCUUGGUCUCUAUGUUUUCCCCUUCGGAAUACAAGAAAUCAAGGAGAACUUCGUUUGAAGGGGAGAGAAAAAGACUUAGUAUGUUUCUGGGAGACUACACCUUUAAUGAAAAGAAAAAGAAGUCCACAGACGAUUUUCUAUCAGGCCGUAGAAACACAACAAAGGGAAAGAAGUCUGUUCCCGCGUUUGAGAAGAUUGGGCCCGUGGGAAAAAAGCCAUCACCAGCAGGCGUAACAAUUCCAGUUAUCACUACUUCAAAGCUUCACUAUAACCAAAAUCAUGUGUCAUUAUCUGCUACAAAUAUAAGGAAGGCCAAGGAGAUUGCUGCUUCGACCAGAAAACUAGCUCAAUCGGGCAAAAGUGAGGCCCCGUACUUUUUUGUGGAUGAUAAAUUCAGGCCUUCCAGGGAAGCUGAGGAAUCCAAGUUGUACAUUUUAAUUACUGCAGAUAACGUGUCAUUCAAAGCCGUUGCCGUGGACUCAAUAAAAACUGUUGAUGAGAUGAAGGAUAAGUUUACUAGUGAGCUAGGAUUCACUGAUGGUGAGCUUUCAAGGUUUUAUCUCACCGAUUUCGGUUGCAAACGAGGUGAAGCACUUGAGGAAGCAGAACUUCAGAAACUGCUUGAUUCCAGAUUUUUUGGCGGCGUGUGUAAGUUAUACGUGCAGCCACUAACCAAGCUGAAACCGAUGACCAGCAAGGAUGGAAUUGGGCUGUUAGAAUUAUCUACGACUCAACAGAUUUCGCUGAAGGGAAAUUCAGAAACUGAUUCUGAUGGUGCAACCCUAGCUGAGGAUAAUAAGCAGCAGCAGAGGUCUGUACAUCCGGCAUACGUAGAUGAGGCCAGCGAAGAGAUACUGUUACCAAAUCAAGCGCACUUCACUAAAAACGAGAAUACUUCGCGGAGAUCAAUAUCAGAAGGUGCCGUCUAUGAUACAACAAGACAGGGAUCACUAAGAAGACAGAAAUCGGUCAUGUCUCAGCGGAAAAUGUCCUUUAGAGGUACAUCGACAGCCUUUCCUGGUAGUCUUGCCACGAGCUACUCAGAUCAUCUUGCCAGGACAACUUCAUUGAGAAGAGCACCUUCUGGCAGCAUAUCACGGUCGAAGCUCAAGAAAAGAAGUCCUUCAAUCACCCGAGCAAAGUCUAUUGCCAGGACCUCUGGUGAUUACAGUUCAAGUGAAGAUCGAGAAAAUGGAAGAAUGAGGUCUUUUCGAGUGAUCAGAUCUGAACGGAAAGAGGUUGACUUUGAUCAACGAAGAAAGACACCUUUUGUUACUCCAUCAACUGACAUGUCUUCUUCCAGAAGGCUUUCAAUGUCCGGAGCAGCUGCAAAUUUGGUUGCACUAAGAAGUGCACCACCUCCUCCAGAUGACACCCAAGCCUCAGGCUCAAAGUCUUUGAAAUCUGUUUCUAAAGUCAACAGAAAACCACCUCCAGCGUUCCCACCUGAGACACUGGAACUUAUGGAAAGACGAAGCUCUUUAAGAAAGUUGAUAAGUCUAUCCAGGAAGUCAACAAUUAGGAGAAAGAACACAACCGCUUCUGUUCGAAGCCGGUUCGAUCCAUUCGCAGAAAACGAAGUGAACUUCGCCGAUGCUCCAGAGCUGGACUCUAGCAGUACAUCAAGCGAGUCAUCUUCUGGUUCAGACAGUGAUCUUUUUGCAAAAGUUCCAACGAAACCGUUGGCCAAUGCAAAUUCCGCAGAAGAAGAGGAAGAUUCAAGCGAUCAUGAUGAUGAUGUAUCAACCAUCGAUAGUAAUACAAAGCAUGAAUUGGAUUCUAAGGAUGUUAAGGCCGUUUCCUUUUCAUCGGAUGCAAUUGAGAAACCUUCCGGAAAUUCUGGUCAAGCUACCGGUCCAAUAUCUGAUGCUGUUGAGAAUAAAAGCUUUGGCAUGAACUCCACGAGUACUUCGAACACAUCGAGAUCCAAGACCGAUUCUUCAGAACUGUCCUUUACUCUUUCCUCAUCGGAUUCAUCGUUAGAUAUUAGACCCCCUGCUGAGGUUGUCUAUGACAACUUGGAGUUAUACUUUCCGAAUGCGGAUCUUGACAAAAUGAUUAUCGACGAAGUUGUUUCCCCACCUGUUUCGCCAAUAGUGGAACAUCCAGAUGUUAAGAAUAAUGUAAUGAAGGAACACCGCAAGAGAAAGCCACUUAGAAGUAAACCUACUACUCCAAAAGUUCACAGAACUGUUAAUAAAAGCAAUUCUUUGGGUGGGGGACAAUUCCAUAGGAUGAAGAGUAUUCGUAUAGUUGCCCAGGAAGCUAAGAGAAAGGCUGUAAUGAGACAGAGCUCUGCAAGACGUGGCGGAAAUCUGUUGAGAAGAAAAAGCACUAAGAUGUGGGGUCAAAAGGUGAUAGAGGUGACUCCUGGGACCUCUUCAGAGGUGUAUGUGAACAAACUACGCGAUAAGAAGGGGAGAUUUAAACAAUUUGCCUGGGUUAAGGGUGAACUUAUUGGUGUGGGUACAUUUGGAAAGGUGUAUCUUGCAAUGAAUGUCACUACAGGUGAGAUGAUAGCCGUCAAGCAGACAACAAUUUCAUCGAGAUUCCUUGAUAACAGAGAGAUGAAGGAGCUGGUGAAAAGUUUCAAGGCCGAGGUGGAGACACUGAAGGAUUUGGAUCAUGAGAACAUUGUCCAGUAUUUGGGAUUUGGUAUGAAGGAUAAUACGUACAGCAUAUUUUUAGAGUACGUGUCUGGUGGGUCUGUGGGUCACUUGAUUCGGAGCUAUGGACAAUUCCCUGAGGAUUUAAUUCGUUACUUAACUAAACAGGUGCUCCAAGGGUUGACAUACAUCCACUCCAGGGGAAUUUUGCACCGUGAUCUGAAGGCCGAUAAUCUUCUUUUAGAGAAUGAUGGUGUUUGCAAGAUAUCUGAUUUCGGUAUCAGUAAGAAGUCCAAGGAUAUAUAUUCGAAUCAGUCGGCAAUGACUUUCCAAGGAACGAUUUUUUGGAUGGCACCUGAGAUUAUAGAUGCGAAAGCACACAAUGGUUACAGUGCCAAGGUUGAUAUAUGGUCUCUUGGGUGUGUUGUCUUGGAGAUGUAUGCAGGUAAAAGGCCAUGGCAUGAUUUUGCAGCAGCUGGUGCAAUAUUUCGAUUGGGAAAGAAAUCUGCUCCUCCUAUUUCAAAAGAGACAAAGAAAAGAAUCAGUCCAUGUGGUAUGAAGUUCCUUGAAAGGUGUUUUGAAAUUGAUCCAGAGAAACGUCCAACUGCUGCGGAUCUACUGAAGGAUGAAUUCUGUCAGGUCCGUUCUGAGUUCAAAUUUGAGAACACGGAGUUGGCCAAAAAGAUGAGAUAUGACAACGCACAGGAGAGAAGAAGAAUGCAGUUGCUGAAGACUAAGACCAGAAACUAA
Molecule: messenger RNA, 5367 nt
Organism: Brettanomyces bruxellensis
Lineage: Eukaryota; Fungi; Ascomycota; Pichiomycetes; Pichiales; Pichiaceae
Exons: 1
Coding region: 1-5367 (1788 amino acids)
Biological process (GO): protein phosphorylation
Molecular function (GO): protein kinase activity; ATP binding
Source: RefSeq, a predicted model, not a curated record